GGUGAUUUCCCCUGGGAUGAAAAGGAUUUUCGAAACCUCUUAAUAACUGUGUGUGGAGUCAGCGCAGUUCUCUUCUACCUGUACUUCAGAGACAGUGGCAAAGAGAUCACCUGGAAAGACUUUGUCCACCGCUACCUGGCCAGAGGUUUGGUGGAGCGGUUGGAGGUCGUCAACAAACAGUUUGUCAGAGUUAUCCUGGUGCCAGGAGCUGACAUAGAGUCAAGUUAUGUCUGGUUCAACAUUGGCAGCGUGGACACGUUUGAGAGGAACUUGGAGGCUGCCCAAAUGGAGCUCGGUGUGGAGCUGUCUCAUCGAGCUGCUGUCGUCUACAGCACUGAGAGCGAUGGGUCCUUCCUGAUGAACAUUAUCCCCACUGUGCUGAUCACUUGCUUCAUAAUCUUUAUGGUGCGGCGAGGCUUGACAGGAGCAACUUCCGGCGGUGGGCGGAGUCUCUUCAAUGUGACUGAUUCCACUGCCAAGAUGAUGGACAACAUUCAGGUGAAGUUUAAGGAUGUGGCUGGCUGUGAAGAGGCCAAGCUGGAGAUCCUGGAGUUUGUAAACUUCCUGAAACACCCACAGCAGUACCUGGACCUCGGAGCCAAGAUUCCUAAGGGAGCAGUGCUGUCUGGACCUCCUGGAACAGGAAAGACUCUGCUGGCCAAAGCCACAGCAGGAGAGGCCAACGUUCCCUUUAUCACAGUGAACGGCUCAGAGUUCCUGGAGAUGUUUGUGGGAAUUGGACCUGCAAGGGUGAGGGACAUGUUUGCCAUGGCGAGGAAGAACGCACCCUGCAUCCUGUUCAUCGAUGAGAUCGAUGCUGUGGGCAGGAAGAGAGGAGGGAGUAACUUUGGAGGUCAGAGUGAACAGGAGAAUACCUUGAACCAGCUGCUGGUAGAGAUGGAUGGUUUUAACACAGCUACUAAUGUGGUGGUCCUGGCUGGAACCAACAGGCCUGACAUCUUGGAUCCUGCAUUGAUGAGACCUGGGCGCUUUGACCGACAGAUUUACAUCGGUCCUCCAGACAUCAAAGGCAGGGCAUCCAUCUUUAAAGUCCACCUACGACCGAUCAAAUUGGAUUCCAGUCUGGACAAGGAAGCUCUGGCCAGAAAAAUGGCUGCUGCCACUCCAGGGUUUACUGGUGCUGACAUUGCAAACGUCUGUAAUGAGUCAGCUCUGAUCGCAGCCAGACACCUGAGUCCUGCCGUCAACGCAAAACACUUUGAGCAAGCAAUAGACCGGGUCAUCGGAGGUCUGGAAAAGAAGACUCAGGUCCUGCAGCCCACAGAGAAAAAGACUGUAGCAUAUCAUGAGGCUGGUCAUGCUGUCGUCGGUUGGUUCCUGCAGCAUGCUGAUCCUCUGCUCAAGGUGUCGAUCAUCCCGCGGGGAAAGGGUCUGGGUUACGCUCAGUACUUACCCAGAGAGCAGUACCUUUACACCAGAGAGCAGCUGUUCGACAGAAUGUGCAUGAUGUUGGGAGGGCGCGUGGCCGAGGAGGUCUUCUUCAGUCGCAUCACCACCGGAGCUCAGGAUGACCUGAAAAAGGUCACCCAGUCCGCCUACGCUCAGGUGGUGCAGUUUGGAAUGAGCGAGAAAGUGGGCCAGAUUUCGUUUGACCUCCCUCGUCAGGGGGAGAUGGUCAUGGAGAAGCCAUACAGCGAGGCCACCGCAGAGCUGAUUGAUCAGGAGGUCCGCAGUCUGGUGGACCGAGCGUACGAAUGCACCCUUCAGCUCAUCAAGGACAAGAAGGACAUGGUGGAGAUGGUGGGGAAACGUCUGCUGGAGAAGGAGGUGCUGGACAAGGCUGACAUGGUGGAGCUGCUGGGCCAGCGUCCCUUCCAGGAGAAGUCUACAUAUGAGGAGUUUGUGGAGGGAACAGGGAGCUUGGAGGAGGACACGAGCCUCCCAGAGGGUCUCAGAGACUGGAAUAAGGAGAGAGGAGAGGAGCCUGAGGAAACGAGUCUGACCCCGGACAAACAGCAGGUCGUGUAGAGGCUGGAGCACUCAGACAGAAAAAACUGGUUCAGAAAACCUUCACUCGACUUUUUUGUUUCUGUUCAAACAAAAAGUGUUAAAGCAGCUACAGCAGCUGGCUGGAAUAUUCCAGAACUGAGUGCAUAAUGCACACAAACUGUGGAAACACUGACUCUUUUUAUAUAUUUUAUUAAAGAGGGAAUCCUCCCUCAUGUCUGUCCUGAGAACACAGAGGAGAAGCUUCAGGUCAGAAAUUCUUCUAGUUUCAAUAUUUUCCUUUUUCUUCAGGUUCCUGCAGGAGAAAUGUUCACCUGCUUCACACAACCCAACAGACGUCUGAUUGAUUUUAUGUUUUGAUGCUGUAAAAUACAAUCAUGUAAAUUGUGUGACGCAGCUCCAGACCAGAACUUUAUUAAAUGUCAUUAAAGAUCU
This is a messenger RNA of Austrofundulus limnaeus, 2403 nucleotides long. RefSeq names its product AFG3-like AAA ATPase 1 (gene afg3l1). Gene Ontology annotation, biological process: mitochondrial protein processing. Gene Ontology annotation, cellular component: membrane; m-AAA complex. Gene Ontology annotation, molecular function: zinc ion binding; ATP-dependent peptidase activity; metalloendopeptidase activity. Lineage: Eukaryota; Metazoa; Chordata; Actinopteri; Cyprinodontiformes; Rivulidae. The record is from RefSeq and is a predicted model, not a curated record.